Messenger RNA from Populus nigra (black poplar), 3169 nucleotides. Its product is annotated as probable galacturonosyltransferase 4. The record is from RefSeq and is a predicted model, not a curated record. Gene Ontology annotation, molecular function: polygalacturonate 4-alpha-galacturonosyltransferase activity. The transcript is spliced from 9 exons. The coding region runs from base 479 to 2446 and encodes 655 amino acids. NCBI's taxonomy places the organism in Eukaryota, Viridiplantae, Streptophyta, Magnoliopsida, Malpighiales, Salicaceae.
CCCUCCUCGUUCAAAUCUCUCUUCCUUUGCUGUAAUGUGCUCUGCUCUCCUUUUAAUCAUCUUUACUGUAUUCGUCCCGACACAAAGUACACAACACUAGACAACGCUGUACUGCCAUUACCAUUUUUAGUAUUCUUACAAAAGGGAACCUCUUUCUUUCCCAGAAAAGAAAAGACAAGAAAAAUCUUAUCGGUCUAUCACCUCCCUUCUUUCUGUCUGCAAACAGACAGUCUAUUAGUAUAUUGUCAUCAUCCCCUGCUUCUCUCCCUACUUCUUCCUUGCUAUCUGCUUCUGCUGCUGCUGCUACUGUUGGUUCCUGAAGAAUCCAGUUUCUUUCUUUUUCUUCGGGUACAAAUUCAUUGCUUCUCAUCAUCUCAUGAUUAUAUCAUCACAUCAUCUCUCUCAUAAUUCCUGCCUGCCUAAACCACAACAACACCUGCACCAGACCAUGACAUCCUGGAGCUGAAAAAAGAAGAAUAUGAGGCUGAGGAAUUUGGUGUUUGGUUUGCUCUCCCUCUCUGUAUUGGCUCCCAUUCUUCUUUAUAUUGAUAGUUUCUCCUCUUUCACCCCUUCUUUCAAACAAGAAUUCCUCGAAGAUGUCACUGCUUUUAUUCUCCCUGUCGAUACCAGUAAUCUAAAUGUAUUGCCACAGGAUGAAUCAUCUGCUGUGCUUAAGGAACGCAUUGGAAUUCUAUAUACUGAUAACAACUCCAAGACCAUUCUAACUGACAAAGAUUUGCAGUUGCCUGACACAGGUAGAGCAUUAUCUGCCACUGAUGAGGAUGCUCAAUCUCGGAAGGAUGAUAUCAUCAAACAGGUCAUUCAGAGCGCUAAUCAGGAAAAGGAGGAGACCCGGACAGACAGGGGAGCUGAUCAGGAAAGCCACCAGCUUAAGCAACAAUCUGCUUUAAACUCAGACAAAGUUGGUGAGAAGGAUGCUUUGUUAACUAAAACCAACAAGCAGACAGAUCAAUCACCUAUGCCAGCUGCUUGGGAGCGACAGCUCAGGGAUCGGCUUAUCAAGGCAAGUGUGUACCUGUCCCUUCCAGCCACGAAGAACAAUCGCCGCUUUACAAGGGAGCUUCGAAUGCGGAUAAAGGAAGUUCAACGCGUACUUGGAGAUGCAAUCAAAGAUUCUGGGAUGCCAAAGAAUGCCUAUGAAAAAUGGAAGGCAAUGGACCAAUUGUUGGAAAAGGGCAAGCAAAUGCAGUAUGAAAGUGCUAACGAGGUAAAGAAGCUUCGGGCAAUGCUCCACUCGACAGAAGAACAACUCCGAGUGCAUAAGAAGCAGACCAUGUCCUUUGCUACGAUGGUAGAGAAGCUUCGGGCAAUGCUCCACUCGACAGAAGAACAACUCCAAGUGCAUAAGAAGCAGACCAUGUUCUUAACGCAAUUAACUGCAAAGACGCUUCCUAAAGGGUUACACUGUCUUCCAUUGCGCCUGACAACUGAGUAUUACAAUUUGAAUUCUUCGGAACAGCAAUUUCCAAAUCAAGAGAUAUUGGACAACCCUUUGCUUCACCAUAGUGCACUAUUCUCGGAUAAUGUUUUGGCGGCAGCAGUGGUUGUAAACUCUACUGUCACCAACUCUAAGCACCCUUCGAAGCUUGUUUUCCACCUUGUUAGUGAUAGACUCAACUAUGCGGCAAUGAAGAUGUGGUUUCUAGUAAAUCCACCAGGCAAAGCCACUAUUCAGGUCCAGAACAUUGACGAAUUUACAUGGUUAAAUUCAAGUUAUAGUCCUGUUCUGAAGCAGUUGCAUUCUCAGUCAAUGAUUGAUUAUUACUUCCGAGCACAUAGUGCCAAUUCUGAUUCGAAUUUGAAGUACCGGAACCCAAAGUACUUGUCCAUCCUGAACCAUCUUCGCUUUUACCUGCCAGAGAUUUUCCCAAAGCUCAACAAGGUGUUAUUCUUAGAUGAUGAUAUAGUGGUGCAGAAGGAUCUUACUGGCCUUUGGUCCCUUGAUUUGAAGGGUAAUGUGAAUGGUGCAGUAGAGACCUGUAGAGAAAGCUUUCAUCGCUUUGAUACAUAUCUCAACUUCUCAAAUCCUCUUAUAUCAAAUAAUUUUGAUCCCCGCGCUUGUGGAUGGGCAUAUGGAAUGAACUUGUUUGAUUUGGAGGAAUGGAAGAGGCAAAACAUCACUGAUGUAUAUCAUUCAUGGCAGAAGCUGAACCAUGACAGACAAUUAUGGAAGUUGGGGACUCUGCCACCUGGCCUCAUUACUCUUUGGAAACGGACUCAUCCCCUUGAUCGACGUUGGCAUGUUCUGGGCCUUGGCUAUAACCCCAAUGUCAGCCAAAUAGAAAUUGAACGAGGUGCUGUUAUACAUUAUAAUGGCAACAUGAAACCAUGGCUUGAGAUAGGCAUACCCAAGUAUCGAAAAUACUGGGCAAAAUACGUUGAUUAUGUUAAUGUUUUUUUGCGAGAGUGCAACAUCAAUCCAUAGAAUGGUCCUCGUGGUGUAAUCCAGUUAUUGGGGCUCCAUACACAUGCUGUGCCACCUUUUUUACAGGUCUGCAUCACUUUGUAGGCUCUUCCACACAUCCUGUGCCAGCGAUUUUACAGGUCUGCAGGACUUGGUAGGUUGUUUUGUUAUCUAAGUAGAAGCUUGAGCUUAAUUUUUUCUGUAUACAAUCCCCCCUCCCCCCCUCUUGUUUCUUUUCCCUUUUUCUAUGAUAGGCUGAGGACUACUGUGCAUGUUAGUUGAUGUUGGUACCUUGAUUACAUAUCUGCCAUUCAGCAGGUGUAUUUGUAAAUGAUUGCAACCGAACAAAGAAAAAAAAAAAGAGACAGUAGUUGGUUGAGUUUGUGCCUGUAAUCUGAUAUCGGCCUGAUCGUGUGUGAAUCUCCAAGUCCAUUGGCAUCCUUUGCUGAAGCAAUGAUGAAUCCUUUAUUUUUAUUUUUAUUUUAUUUUGUAAUCUGAUCUAGUACUUGCCGUCUUUGUCAAGAGAGGAGAUGGUUAAAUGCAGUGAAUUUAAGAGAAGAAAAAUAUGCAUGUAGCAUCUUUUGUGAUAACGGGUUGCUACAUUCUGGAAUAUGGCAGUUGCUUUUGAUUUCUCGAAUGGAUUCAUUUCAUUUACUGUAUGUGAUAGAAGUAACAUUUGGAAACCCUAUCGUGAUACCUGUAUUAAUUAUUUAUGUGGUGAAUUGGAACAAUUGUAGCUUUGUA